UUCUGCUGGACAGGCUUUAACAGGCUUAAGUCUACCCUCCAAAAAUACUACUACUCCCUCCGUCCCAUAAUGUAAGACGUUUUUUAAAGUUACACUAGUGUCAGAAAAUAUCUUACAUUAUGAGACGGAGGGAGUACUAUUUAGUCAGCCAAGCUUCUUGUAAUGUAUUCAAUUACUUGAACUUUUUUUUUCUUUUGUUGAAUUAUUUAUUUCUCUUUUGGUAUGUGGGUAACCAUAUCACUUGAAAAUUACAUUGAGGUGUUUUACAUGCAAUAAUUGCAAUGGACUUGCUAAUUAAGUUUAGAAACUUAAUGUUUUUAGCUUACCCCUCCAUUCUCAUGCUACAUUGGUCCCUCCCCUGUGAGUACUACAUAACUUUAAAUUUCAUCUGCAGCAGCUGUCGAUUUUAAACUGCCGUAGCUAAGCCGGUCCCUACACGAACCAUGCACGUUGUGAAAUGUAAUUCUAUGUACUUGCCCAUGGGAUCAAUAUCGUCUCGACCCCAUGCUCUUAUCCACACAGAUCUUUGAGCCGUACGCCGUGUUCCCUCUGCAAUGCGUGCAUAUGGCGCUCAUGAGCGUAUGAACCAUCACGCGCCGUCCACGUCGCGUCGGCGACGUACGUACCUGGACCUGGUGCAACCGUACGUGUGCAAGGUAGAUACAAGUACUGCAUCAGCUCAAUUGCUCCUGCAUAUAUGCAGCAGCUGCACACACGUACGCACGCACAUCUACCACACCGUUCAUCAGCUGAAUAGCUACCUGCAGCCUAGCUAGCCCUAGACGACGGCGGUAACUCAUUACCUUCCAAGAGCGCGUGUGAAUAUGCUGAGCGGCGGUUACGCGGUGGUGCAGCAGGCGCUGGGAGCGGAGGCAGCGGGCGCGGUGAGCCAGGCGGCAUGCCUGGCGAGGCAGCGGGGUCACGCACAGGUCACCCCGCUCCACGUCGCUAGCGUCAUGCUCUUCUCCGCGCCGGGCGGCGGCGGCCUCCUCCGAGCUGCCUGCAUCCGGUCCUCUCACCCACCGUCUCAUCCGGUCCAGCUCGAGGGGCUCCAGCUCUGCCUCGAGUUUGCCCUCAGCCGACUCCCGAUGGCCUGGCCACCCGCGGCCGCCACGUUCCGCCACCGCGGUGUGGGUGCUCCGGUAUUGGCGCUAUCGAACGCUCUCAUGGCCGCGUUGAAGCGCGCGCAGGCGCACGGACGCCGAGGCACCACGGACGGCGGCCAGCGGCAGCCGCCAAUGAUCGCCGUCAAGGUCGAGCUGGAGCAGCUCGCGGUGUCAAUCCUCGACGACCCGAGCGUCGACCGCGCCAUGCGCGAGGCCGGUUUCUCAGGCUCCCGGGUGAAGGCCAACGUCGGGAAGGGUGCCUCGCCGGAGCAGUCUGAUAGCGUCCGCAUCCACCGUAGCGACGGCAUAACUUCUCCGUGUCCGAUUAACAAGAAGGUUAUGGCUACACAGACAUCCCCUGGAGCCGUUUGGGAUGUGCUCCAUCAGCCUGGCGUCGUCCCACAUGGAAGCCUCGCAUUAAGACCUAGCUACCAGAGAGGUGAUCAAGCGUGCCAAGCAAAACCAAGAGAAGCAGGGUGGUCGGCCUUUGUUAGCCUCACUAGGGUAGCCACAGCGACGUCAUGGCUCCAACUCCAGCAUGAUGCAAUCUCUACAUCCCAUUUCCACGGCACCGGUCUACAGCAGCCUACCUGCCGGCAACAGAAGUUCAGCGAGCUCACCGCAGAAAAUCUUAAGAUUCUAUGCGAUGCGCUCGAACUGCGCGUCCCGCGGCACAAGGACAUCAUCCCCGCAAUAGCGGGCACCGUGCUGCAGUGCCGAUCCGGCAUGAGGAGGCCAGCCGCAUCGACGACGUGGCUGCUCUUUCGAGGAAAGGAUGUCCACGGCAAGAAGGCAAUGGCGCAGGAGCUCGCGAAGCUCGUAUUUGGCUCCAACGCCGAGUUCGCCGUGCUUAACUCCAGCAAAGACUCCUCAUGCAGCGCCGGACACCUCUCCCUCAAGAGGCACAUGCCGUGGGACAUAGACAAUGGCUAUGUCGGGAUAAGAUUGUUCGAAGCAAUCCUAGAAAACCGUCAUCGUGUUAUGUUUAUCGAUGAUGUCGACAAACUCGAUCCCGAGUCGGAAAUAGCAAUAGAGAACGUGAUCACGACGGGGAGAAUCAUGGGAUGCAAUGGCGGUGGCGUGGUCAGUCUGGAGGAUGCCAUUGUAGUGUUGAGUUCUGAGGCGUCUGAGUCGAGGUCGCUGGCUUCCUCAACCCAUCCGUCGAAGCGACAACGAACUCGUGAGUUAAACCGCGAGGAAGAUGGCGCGGAGAAGGGUGUGGAUUCACGUCGUUUUGCCUUUGAUUUGAACGCUCACCCAGAGGAUGUGGAAUCGACCGACGAAGGGGGGGUCAUGGGUGUUCUGGAUGGUGUGUUCUGUUUCAAUUAA
Aegilops tauschii subsp. strangulata is the source of this 2435-nucleotide messenger RNA. Its product is annotated as protein SMAX1-LIKE 3-like. NCBI's taxonomy places the organism in Eukaryota, Viridiplantae, Streptophyta, Magnoliopsida, Poales, Poaceae. The record is from RefSeq and is a predicted model, not a curated record. Gene Ontology annotation, molecular function: ATP hydrolysis activity; ATP binding.